Encephalitozoon intestinalis ATCC 50506 is the source of this 1188-nucleotide messenger RNA. Its product is annotated as transcription initiation factor TFIIIB subunit Brf1. The record is from RefSeq and is a predicted model, not a curated record. Gene Ontology annotation, molecular function: RNA polymerase III type 3 promoter sequence-specific DNA binding; TBP-class protein binding; RNA polymerase III general transcription initiation factor activity. Gene Ontology annotation, cellular component: transcription factor TFIIIB complex; nucleus; transcription preinitiation complex. Gene Ontology annotation, biological process: transcription preinitiation complex assembly; transcription by RNA polymerase III; DNA-templated transcription initiation. Bases 1 to 1188 code for a protein of 395 amino acids. The transcript has a single exon. NCBI's taxonomy places the organism in Eukaryota, Fungi, Microsporidia, Unikaryonidae.
AUGGGUAUAUGUUCUAAUUGUUCCUCUGGGGAUUUUGCGGAAGACACAGCACAAGGAGCUGUCUACUGCACAGUGUGUGGUAUGGUUCAGGAGGAGAACGCAAUUGUUGCAUCUCUGAACUUCAACACAGAGGGACCGAAAGCCACAUUGAACGGGCAGAUUGUCGGGAUGGAUUCCCGAAAUGUGGGGACCGGAUUUGUUGAUUCCAGUUACUACAUCAAAAACACAAUAAGCGGUAUAUGUGCAUCUCUGGGGCUUGGGGUUGACCACGUGGAAUGCUCGUUCAGGUGGUACAAGCUUCUUCUCCAGUACAAUCUAAGCAAGGGGAAAUCGAUUUUGUACACUCUGAGUGCCUGCAUAUACAUUGUCUGCAGACAGGAGAGGACACCACACAUGCUGAUGGAUUUUUCGAAUGCACUGCAUAUCGAUGUGUUUAAGAUAGGAAAGAGUUUUCUGAAGAUAACAAACAUGCUUGGAAUUGACAUUCCGUUGAUCGAUCCAUCUCUGUAUAUGCCACGGUUUGUGUCUCGGCUGCGGUUUGAAAGCACCGAGGUGCUGGGGCUUUCCCUAAGGCUGAUAAGCAGGAUGAAGAGGGACUGGAUUGUUGUUGGAAGAAGGCCAAACAACUUGUGCGGAGCAGCACUCCUGAUUGCAUCUCGGAUAGUGGGAGAGGAGAGAAGUAUAUACGAGAUAGCAAAGAUAGUCCAUGUCUCUGUGAGUACAAUCAACAAGAGGCUGAAGGAGAUAGGAGAUACAGAGAGUGCCAACCUUAGUAUCGAGGAGUUCAAUGCAACAUGGAUUGAGAAGGAGGAGGAUCCGCCUGCAGUUAAGAUGAAGAGAAUGGAGAUGGCAAAGAAGCAGGAGUGUGAGUCGGGAAGUAGCGAGGUGAUUCCUUAUUCGACACCACAGAGCAGUGUGGACAGCGAAAUUCUCUCUGACUCCGAGGAGAUCGAGAGGAACAUCCUUUCGCCUGAGGAGACCAAGAGAAGGGAGAUUGUCUGGGAAGAGAUGUAUGGAGAGUUCAUGAGAGAGCGAGAGAAGAGGACGAAAAGUAGUGUCAAAAAGGGGAAGAGAAGAAGAAAAAACGAGGAGUUUGGAUCUAUUGUUGAGGCGUUCAGAAGUUUGGACAAAAGGAUUUCCGGAAAGUUGAACUACCAAGCAAUCGAAAGCAUUUUUGAUAAGCUGUAA